AUGGAGGCGGCUCUCGUGAGUGCCACGACGGGGGCCCUGAAACCCGUCAUCAGGAAGCUGGCCACCCUGUUGGGUGACGAGUACAAGCGUGUCAAGGGGGUGCGCAAGGAGAUCAAGUCCCUGACUCAUGAACUCUCCGCCAUGGAUGCUUUUCUCAUGAAGAUGUCAGCGGAGGAGGAUCCGGAUAUGCAAGAUAAAGUUUGGAUGAAUGAGGUACGGGAGCUGUCCUAUGACAUAGAUGAUUUCAUAGACGAAUUUCUGAAAUAUGUCAAUGAUGAAGACACUAAGCCGGAUAACUUCAUGGAGAAGAUCAAGUUCUUCCUGGGAAAGAUGAAGACCCGGCGCCAAAUUGGCAAAGAAAUUGAAGAUUUGAAGAAACAAAUUAUUGAGGUCGGCGAGAGGAAUGCAAGGUACAAGACUCAUGAUACCUUCUCCAAGACCCUCAGUACAUCUGUUGACCCUAGAGCUCUUGUUAUCUUUGAGAAUGCAUCAAAACUAGUUGGAAUGGAUGCACCAAAAAAUGAGAUAAUCAAACUGUUGAAAGAAGAAGAUGGACAUGUGCCAACAAAAUCACUAUUAAAGAUAGUCUCCAUCGUUGGAUCUGGAGGAAUGGGCAAGACAACUCUUGCAAACCAAGUGCUAAAAGAAAAAUUCGACUGUCGAGCUUUCAUAUCAGUGUCACGAAAUCCAGACAUGAUGAAUACCCUAAGAACUAUUCUUAGUAAAGUUAGGGAUCAACGUUAUGCUGAAACGGAAGAAGGAAGCGUGCAGCAGCUAAUUAUCAACAUCAAAGAGUACCUACUAGAUAAAAGGAACAUUACUAAUAUAAUUACUGAAAUGUAA
Molecule: messenger RNA, 843 nt
Organism: Aegilops tauschii subsp. strangulata
Lineage: Eukaryota; Viridiplantae; Streptophyta; Magnoliopsida; Poales; Poaceae
Source: RefSeq, a predicted model, not a curated record